AUGAAGAGGUGGUAUGGGAUUUUGCUUGUGUCACUCAUCUUUUGCUCAAUGUUCUCUGAGACCAUCGAGUUGGUUAUUGCGGCAAAGGAGAAGAGGGGUUGGACUCUCAAUAGUGCUGGAUACCUUUUAGGUCCACAUGGUAUGGAUGGACAUGGGACACUGGGAGAUAAACCUGGUCUUGCUGGCAAGAGAGAUAUAGACUGGGAAGAAAACGUCCGAACAGGUGUCCAAAGGAGAACAGAGGAAGACAUUGUCCACACUGUCAUUGACUUUCUGUCAUAUCUCAAAUAUAAAGAAAUGGGACCCUGGCAAAGUCUGACUUCUGUGACAUCAGAUGAAAUGGCCAAUCCUUAG
This is a messenger RNA of Nerophis lumbriciformis (worm pipefish), 354 nucleotides long. The record is from RefSeq and is a predicted model, not a curated record. NCBI's taxonomy places the organism in Eukaryota, Metazoa, Chordata, Actinopteri, Syngnathiformes, Syngnathidae.